Messenger RNA from Aplosporella prunicola CBS 121167, 2607 nucleotides. RefSeq lists its product as uncharacterized. Gene Ontology annotation, cellular component: nucleolus; nucleus; preribosome, large subunit precursor. The record is from RefSeq and is a predicted model, not a curated record. Lineage: Eukaryota; Fungi; Ascomycota; Dothideomycetes; Botryosphaeriales; Aplosporellaceae. Gene Ontology annotation, molecular function: rRNA (uridine-2'-O-ribose)-methyltransferase activity; rRNA (guanine) methyltransferase activity. Bases 9 to 2516 code for a protein of 835 amino acids. The transcript has 3 exons. Gene Ontology annotation, biological process: maturation of LSU-rRNA from tricistronic rRNA transcript (SSU-rRNA, 5.8S rRNA, LSU-rRNA); maturation of 5.8S rRNA from tricistronic rRNA transcript (SSU-rRNA, 5.8S rRNA, LSU-rRNA); rRNA methylation.
CAUCCGCCAUGGCUAUCCAAAAGAAGCACGGCAAGGGCCGUCUUGACAAAUGGUACAAGCUCGCCAAGGAGAAGGGCUACCGCGCCCGCGCCGCCUUCAAACUCAUCCAGUUGAACAAGAAGUACAACUUCUUGGAGAAGAGCAAGGUCUUGAUUGAUCUUUGCGCCGCGCCAGGAUCAUGGUGUCAAGUCGCUGCCGAGGUCAUGCCUCCCAACAGCCUCAUCGUCGGUGUAGAUCUGGCUCCUAUCAAGCCCAUCCCUAGGUGUAUCACCUUUCAGAGCGAUAUCACUACCGACAAAUGCCGUGCGACCCUCCGGCAACAUCUGAAGACGUGGAAGGCGGACACGGUUCUGCAUGACGGUGCGCCCAACGUCGGUACGGCCUGGGUGCAAGAUGCCUUCACGCAAGCCGAAUUGGUCCUGCAGUCUUUGCGCUUAGCUACGGACUUCCUGCGCGAAGGCGGCAAUUUUGUCACGAAGAUCUUCAGGUCCAAGGAUUACAAUUCCCUGCUCUGGGUAUUCAACCAACUCUUCACCAAGGUUGAGGCGACUAAACCUCCCUCGUCCCGUAACGUAUCUGCAGAAAUCUUUGUUGUCUGCCGCGGUUACAAGGCCCCGAAACGCCUCGAUCCCAAAUUUCUCGAUGCACGUUUCGUCUUCGCCGAGCUCGCUGCUCCCACGCCAAAUAACGAAGCUAAGGUCUUCAACCCCGAAGUUAAGAAGAGAAAGCGUGAGGGUUAUGAGGAGGGCGACUGGACCCAGUUCCAUGAGGCCCCAGUCAGCGAAUUCAUCCAAACUGCAGAUCCCAUCGCGAUGCUUGGCAGCUUAAACAAACUCAGCUUUGAGCAAAAGCCAAAUGGUGAUAUUGCACAAUCCACCAUUGACAAGCUUCCCGAGACUACACAGGAGGUCAGAGACUGCUGCGCAGAUCUAAAAGUUUUGGGCCGAGCAGACUUCAAGCGUUUACUCAGGUGGCGUCUGCGAGUGCGCGAAAUCUUCGGAUUCUCGUCUAAACAGAAAAAGGCCAAAGAAGCUGAACAGGAUGAGGAAGUUGCUGAGAUUGAGCCAAUGGACGAGGAAAUGCAAAUACAGGAAGAGAUGCAAAAGUUGAAAGAGCAAGAAGACUCGAAGAAGAAGAAGGAGAGACGGAAGGAGAAUGAGCGCAAGCAAAAGGAAAUCGUUCGCAUGCAAAUGCAUAUGACCACACCCAUGGAAAUAGGCAUGGAACAACAGGGGCCAAAUGGUGAGGAUGCUAUGUUUGCGCUUAAGACUGUGGAUAAGGCCGGUGCGCUCAACAAGAUCGCAAAGGGCAAGAUGCACACAAUUGUUGAGCAGAAGCCCAAAGAGGGAUACGAAGAGGAGGAUGAGGACAGUGAUCCUGAAGAGGAUGCUCUGGAAAGGGAGCUGGAUGGCAUGUAUGAGAGUUACCAGGAACGCAAAUCUGCGGCCGAUGCAAAGUACCGGGCGAAAAAGGCGCGAAAAGAGCACGAGGAUGGCGAAUGGGAGGGCUUUUCUGACAAGGAAGCGGAGAGCAGCGAUGAGGACGAGGUUAUGGAAGACCAAGACAGCGACUUGUCUUCGGACGAAGAUGAGGACAGUCCGAAGUCCCUGGUCACGGACCUCGCGAAGGAUGGAAAGACCGCGGAUGGCUUAACGAAGCGGGCCGCGAUGUUUUUUGAUCAAGACAUCUUCAAGGGCAUUGAUGGGUUGGAUGGGGACGCCGAUGAGGACAGUGGCAUCGACAUGGAUGGGUCUUCAGCGCCAUCUCCUGAACCGAAUGCCGCGUUGAAGAAGGAGAAGGGAGCAAAGGCUGAGAAGAAACAACAAGCCAAGGUCUCCACCGCGGACAAUGAAGAUGAAUGGUCGUCGGAAGAUGAGAAAGACAACAACAAGUUCGAGGCCGUCAAGCGCGACGAAUCCCAGUGGGAUCAUGACGACGUUCCCAUGAAGGACGGACGCCCGGACAUUGACAUUAUCACGGCCGAAGCCAUGACUCUUGCGCAACAGCUCGCUACUGGAAAGAAGACGAAAGGCGAGUUGCUUGAUGAUAGCUUCCACCGCUACUCACACCGCGACACUGACGGCUUGCCGGAAUGGUUCCUGGAUGACGAGAACAAGCACAGCAAACUCCAACGGCCUAUAACUGCUGCUGCCGCCGCAGCGAUCAAGGAAAAGCAGCGCGCACUCAACGCCCGUCCUAUCAAGAAGGUACAGGAGGCGAAGGCGCGUAAGAAGUUCAAGGCGGCACAAAGGCUGGAGAAGUUGAAGAAGAAGUCGGCGCUGCUAGCGGAUGAGGAAGGCAUGACGGAGAAGGAAAAGGCGCAGUCCAUUGCGAAGUUGAUGAGCAAGGCAGCGAAGAAGAAGCCGAAGAAGAAGGUUGCGGUAGUGGUUGCGCGUGGUGGUAACAGAGGUAUUUCAGGUAGACCGAAGGGUACGAAGGGUAAGUAUAAGAUGGUUGAUGCAAGGCUGAAGAAGGAUGUCCGGGCAGACAAGAGGCUCGCGAAGAAGAAGAAAUAGGUGUGUAGCAUAGCAUAGAGGUAGUACCACGUAUGCAUAUCAAGGAGUUAGGUGUUUACUUAAAACGGCAUGUUUCUAAGAUCUAUACUGG